This is a messenger RNA of Closterium sp. NIES-67, 1961 nucleotides long. Lineage: Eukaryota; Viridiplantae; Streptophyta; Zygnematophyceae; Desmidiales; Closteriaceae. The record is from the annotation of a GenBank genome assembly.
UCUCCCUAUCUUCAGAAUCUUAGAUCCGCCAUUCAAGGUGUGUGCUUAGGGUAGGCCCCCUCGUCCUCCCCAAGCUGCUACUUGUGAUGUGCGUGAAGCGCCUCAGCCAUUCUUCGGUAUUUUGAUUCCCUGGAGCCAGCGAAUUCCUAAAAAAAAACUCGGGUGGACUCUGGCCACUACCGAACCAGCAAAUCCUUCAACUGGCGAAAUCCUGUCGUAACCGGGUAACCAUGAAGGUCCUACUUUUCCUCGCCGUCCUCGCAGUCCUCUCCAUCGCGACACUCGCGGCGGACAAUCCAAUCUCGUCAGAACCACGUGGCGAGCACGACCUUGAUUCUCUACCCAGGCGCGGCGGGCCGGACGAUAACUAUGUGCGGCCGCCGCAUCAGUUCACGGACCGGCCGGUGGUGGGCGUACUGACGCUGCCGAUCACCGUGCCGUCGCAGCGCAAGAUCGGCGUCUCGUCCUUCGCGACCUCGUAUCAGCGAUGGAUCGAGGCGGGCGGCGCGCGCGUGGUGCCGAUCUUUUAUGAUUCGAGCAAGGAAGAGCUCGACUUUAUCCUCAACAGAAUCAACGGCGUGUUUUGGACGGGCGGGCUGGUGGACUUCAAUCCGACGGAAGAGGAUCCCGAGGGGAGCAAGUACCUGGCGACGACGGAGUACGUGUGGCGCCACGUGGUCAAGGAGAACAGCAACGGCAACUACUACCCUCUCUGGGGCACGUGCCUCGGCUUCGAGCGCAUGUUCCAGCUGUUCGCGAACGACGUGAACGGCACGUGGAUUCGCGAGGUCGACGCGGAGAACUUCGCCAUCAACCUGGGGUUCACCGCGGACGGCUGGCUCUCGCGCCUCUUCGGCGGGAUGAGCUACGAGCUCUUCAAGCAGGUCGCCUCGCCCCUCGGCGACCUCGCGUUUAACAACCACGGGCUGGGGGUUCACCCGGACGACUUCCGCGCGUCGCCCGCGCACGAGGUGUUUCGCAUUCUGUCGAUUGACGCAGACCGGAACGGCACGCAGUUCGUGUCGACGGUGGAGGGGAGGCACUUCCCGUUCUACGGUUCGCAGUGGCAUCCUGAGAAGGCGCCUUGGGAGUGGAACCCGAAACACGAGAUCGCCCAUAACGAGUGGGCCGGAACAUUCUCCAACUACCUCGGCCGUUACUUUGUAACGGAGUGCAAGUACAACAAGAACCAGUUUGAAAGCGAGUACACUCUCUCCAAGUACCUUGUCGAGAACUGGCCCGCCCGGCCCACGGGUAAAUUCCACAAAAUAUUCAGCGCGUACUCGCAAAUCACCUUCUUCCCGUCGCACAAGCCCGUGUGGGUGCAGAGAGUGGAGGCUCUGGAGGCCGAGGGAAUUGCGGUGAGCGAGGAGCAAGCGGCUGAGAUCAUGUUAACUGAUUUGUGAUUGUGGUGGCUGGCGGGAUGAUGCUCCAAGUUGAUGGCUGUGGAGGCCGAGGGAAUCACAGUGAGCGAGGAGCAUACCGCUGAGGUCAUGAUGACGAUGGCUGACUUGUGAUGGGAUUGGGAUGGCCUAAACUGGCAGCAUUUUGAUGCUCUGUAGGUGGAGGCUAUAGAAUCCGAGGUUGCUGUGAGCAAGGAUCAACCGCAGAGAUGAUGCUGGUGAUGCUGAUAGCGAUCUGUAAUGUGCCGGUGCUGAUACUGGUGCCGGUGCUGGUGGGUGGAUGGUCAGUCAUGGUCUCGAGCCUUAGGGAGUCCUGUUGCAAAGAGCAGACGGGGGAGGCAUGAAAGUGCCCAGGGUCUGAUAUCCACCUCCGUUUAGUCUAGAUCCUUGACAAGGUCAGGCGUUCUGUGCAUGGUUUUGUGUGCCUGUUUCUGAGGCGCUUGAAAACUAGGCAUGAAAGUGCCCAGGAUCCAAUCUCCACCUCCGGUUUAGUCUAGAUGCUAAGGGCAGGCCAUUUCUCCCGCUGCUCGCUUCUUUACUGUAUCAUAUAUUUAUUGC